AUGUCAUCCGUACCAUCAUCCCCAAUUAGAAAUGACAGCUCCUUUAUGGUUGCUGAAGGUCAAGAAGCAAGAUUAAGAAAGGAAAUUAAAAAGACUAUUUUAGAUUUUGAUAGCAACCAAUCAUACAUUGAAGAAGAAGAUAGAACAUACAUUUACAAUAAUUCAAGUAUACUAGAUGAUGACGAUGAGUUGGAAGACGCCGAAGCAGAAGAUGAUGAAGAUAGUUACGAGUUAGAUGACACUGAAAUUGAAAUUGAAGAAGAUGAUUCAAGUAUUGUCUUAGAGAAAGUUGCCAAUUCAACCACUGAUUCCACCAAAGACCUCAAAUCAUUAGCCACAGAAAAACCCUCUUUGACUUUCUAUCAAUUUCUCAAGAAGCAUGAAAUUCCAAGAAAACUUUUCCAUUCAUCAAUUGGUGUAUUAACAUUGUGGCUAUAUACUAUUGGUGUUACUGUACCCCAGUUAUUUAUACCAUUAGGAAGUGUGUUUGCUGUCCUUUUGACCAAUGAUUUGAUUAGAUUAAACAACCCUGCUUUGAAUGAGAAAAUUUGUAAGGUCAUGUCAUUUGUAAUUAGAGACAACGAAUAUAAUUCAUACAAUGGGACCCUUUUUUAUUUGGUGGGUGUUUUAAUUGUGCUUUAUGCUUAUCCAAAGGACAUUUCCGUUUUGAGUAUUUUAUUAUUGAGUUGGGCAGACACUGCAGCUUCCACCUUUGGUAGAGCAUUUGGUAAAUAUACUCCACAGAUUGCCAGUGGUAAAUCGUUGGCAGGAUGUCUUGCUAGUUGUGUAACCGGUGUUUUGACUGCUUAUUUAUGGUAUGGCUAUUUCAUUCCUCAAUAUAAUUAUUGGAACCAACCAGGCGAUAUCUACUGGAAUGCCUCAACAAACAAGUUGAGUUUACCAAUUUACUCUUUGCUAAUUGGGGUAAUAACUAGUAUUUCAGAAGUAAUUGAUUUGGCUGGCAUUGAUGAUAACUUUACAAUACCAGUUUUGAGUGGAACAUGUAUUUAUUGGUUGGUUAGAUUGACUCAGCAAUAA
Messenger RNA from Candida dubliniensis CD36, 1038 nucleotides. RefSeq names its product diacylglycerol kinase. Gene Ontology annotation, cellular component: endoplasmic reticulum membrane. Gene Ontology annotation, molecular function: ATP-dependent diacylglycerol kinase activity. Gene Ontology annotation, biological process: phosphatidic acid biosynthetic process. The transcript has a single exon. The record is from RefSeq and is a predicted model, not a curated record. Bases 1 to 1038 code for a protein of 345 amino acids. Lineage: Eukaryota; Fungi; Ascomycota; Pichiomycetes; Serinales; Debaryomycetaceae.